Nipponia nippon (crested ibis) is the source of this 1038-nucleotide messenger RNA. RefSeq names its product 5'-nucleotidase, cytosolic IA (gene NT5C1A). Lineage: Eukaryota; Metazoa; Chordata; Aves; Pelecaniformes; Threskiornithidae. Gene Ontology annotation, molecular function: 5'-nucleotidase activity; nucleotide binding; magnesium ion binding. The record is from RefSeq and is a predicted model, not a curated record. Gene Ontology annotation, biological process: adenosine metabolic process; nucleotide metabolic process. Gene Ontology annotation, cellular component: cytosol; cytoplasm.
GGGCGGCCCUGGGAGGAGGCCAAGGCUUUCUACGACAACCUCGCCCCCAAGAAGAAGCCCAAAUCGCCAAAGCCCGAGAACGCCAUCACCAUCGCGGUGUCGUCGCGAGCGCUUUUCCGCAUGGAGGAGGAGCAGAAGAUUUACAACGAGCAAGGGGUGGAGGCCUACGUGAAAUACCAGCUGGACCACGAGAACGAGCCCUUCCUCCCUGGGGCCGCCUUCCCCUUCGUCAAGGCGCUGGAAGCGGUGAACACGCAGCUCCGCGAGCUCUACCCCGACAGCGAGGAGCUCUUCGACAUCGUCCUCAUGACCAACAACCAUGCCCAGGUUGGGGUUCGCUUGAUCAACAGCAUCAACCACUAUGAUCUGUUCAUCGAGAGGUUCUGCAUGACGGGAGGGAACAGCCCCAUCUGUUACCUCAAGGCCUAUCACACCAACCUCUACCUCUCCUCCGACGCCGAGAAAGUGAGUGGGGCCAUUGAAGAGGGGAUCGCUGCGGCCACCAUCUUCAGCCCCAGCAAAGACCUGGAGGUGUCGGAGAACCAGCUGCGGGUGGCGUUUGAUGGUGACGCCGUGCUCUUCUCUGAUGAGUCGGAGCAGAUUGUGAAGGCUCACGGCUUGGACAUGUUCUUUGAGCAUGAAAAGGCUCAUGAGAACAAGCCUCUGGCACAGGGACCCCUGAAGGGCUUCCUGGAGGCCCUGGGGAAGCUGCAGAAGAAGUUCUACUCCAAGGGGCUGAGGAUGGAGUGUCCCAUUCGCACCUACCUGGUCACCGCCAGGAGCGCGGCCAGCUCGGGAGCCCGGGCCCUAAAGACUCUGCGCAGCUGGGGCCUGGAGACGGAUGAGGCUUUGUUCCUGGCCGGGGCUCCCAAGGGGCCGCUGCUGAAGAAGAUCCGUCCUCACAUCUUCUUCGAUGACCAGUUGUUCCAUGUGGAAGGAGCCAAGGAGAUGGGCACCAUCGCUGCCCACGUCCCCUACGGCGUCGCCCAGAAGCACAAGCGGCCAGCGCAGGAGAAGCAAACCCCAAACAGCAAGUAG